ACAAAUGAAUUUUUCUAAGAUCUAGUUCAACUCUCGGAGUCUUGCUUUUACUUAAAUAAGAGUCAAAAAUUUCUGCUCAGAAUUUCCGACAUUAUCAAUAAUAGGAUUACGGUGUGCUUGGCUCGUGGUAGGGGUUGGACUUGGAAUCAGUGGGCGUCGGAGGAAUCCUUUGAGGAUCAGUUGAUUCAAAAAUCUUGGUGGGUGUCUGUAAUUCUGUACCAUUAGUAAAAUCUUGGUGGGUUUUUUGGUCAAUCUACAUUCAUUCAAGUUAAUUGGCAAUUUCAAGAUGAGUGAUCCCAAGAUGUAUGUAUUUGAAGAUGUCUCAAAGCACAAUACUAACAAGGAUUGUUGGCUUAUCAUUUCAGGAAAGGUAUAUGACGUGACUAGAUUUUUGGAGGACCAUCCUGGAGGAGACGAAGUUUUGCUCUCAUCAACUGGUCAAGAUGCAACUGAUGAUUUUGAAGAUGUUGGCCACAGUACCAGUGCAAGAGCUAUGAUGGAAGAAUAUUAUAUUGGAGACAUAGACCUCUCAUCCCUUCCAUCUAAAACAAAAAGCGGUAAAACCAGAAAACCAGCACCUAGCCCUCAGAACUCCAAAAGUAGAGUAAAAUUUUUCCAGAUUCUGGUUCCGCUGGCCAUUCUGAUCUUUGCUCUGGCUAUCGGCUUUUAUGCAAAGUCAAGCUGAAAUUCAGGAAACGUCCAGGAUUCUAUUAUUGUUUUUAAGAUAUUAUCUUUCUCAGCCAGCUAUAAGUAUUAGAACAAGAUUGGUGCAUCAGUUGCAGCACAAACUGCUUCUGAGCAAUAAAUAUUCUAAUUGUACGGUAGCCACAAAAAAAUUAGUUUCAAAUCACAAUGAAUUUUGGUUUGAAGAAGACUGGCAACGGAUAUCUUAGAUUGAAUGUUUGAUAUUGUGCAUUCUAUUAUGUCAUUUUAGAUUGAAUUUUUGA
Molecule: messenger RNA, 947 nt
Organism: Cryptomeria japonica (Japanese cedar)
Lineage: Eukaryota; Viridiplantae; Streptophyta; Pinopsida; Cupressales; Cupressaceae
Product: cytochrome b5
Exons: 4
Coding region: 287-685 (132 amino acids)
Cellular component (GO): membrane; intracellular membrane-bounded organelle
Molecular function (GO): heme binding
Source: RefSeq, a predicted model, not a curated record